Molecule: messenger RNA, 969 nt
Organism: Andrographis paniculata
Lineage: Eukaryota; Viridiplantae; Streptophyta; Magnoliopsida; Lamiales; Acanthaceae
Product: U1 small nuclear ribonucleoprotein C-like
Exons: 5
Coding region: 196-783 (195 amino acids)
Biological process (GO): spliceosomal snRNP assembly; mRNA 5'-splice site recognition; mRNA splicing, via spliceosome
Cellular component (GO): U1 snRNP; nucleus
Molecular function (GO): pre-mRNA 5'-splice site binding; zinc ion binding
Source: RefSeq, a predicted model, not a curated record
UUGUGGUGCGAUUUUUCAACCGCCUCGGUCUCUACGACGGAGCGAUAAACCCUACGGCGGAUUCCGCAAAACCCUGUCCAGUCGCCGUAGAAUUUGCUGUUUGCUCGAUAAUUGAGCUGUAAGUUGCUAAUUGUUACACUUUCCGAUUCUUCAUAUUUGUGGAAAGUUCAGGAUUUGGUGACGAUUUUUGCGAUAAUGCCGCGGUAUUAUUGUGAUUAUUGCGACACAUAUUUGACGCAUGAUUCUCCAUCUGUAAGAAAACAGCAUAAUGCUGGUUACAAACAUAAGGCAAACAUAAGGGCAUAUUACCAAAAGUUUGAAGAACAGCAAACUCAAAUAUUGAUUGAUCAGAAGAUCAAGGAGCAUCUUGGCCAGGCAUCAGCCUACCAACAGAUAGGUGCAGUUUAUAAUCAACAUCUUGCUGCUUUUCCCGGUGGAAGACCGCACCUUCCCAUAAUUCCACCUCCGGUCUUACCUUACUCUGGAGCAGUACCCCCACAAUUAAACCUGGGUGUCAGGCCUCCUGUUCUACCAUUACCUGUACCCGGCGCUCCUGGUUAUCCGACCAAUCAAAUGGCUCCAAUGCAGCCCCCACCUGGUUCUUCGUUGCCUGGACCACCCGGUGGCGCACCAGCUCCGGCUAAUGCAAGUGCCCCCUCUCCGGUUUCUGGAGUGGGUCCGUCUCCUAGCGCUGGCGGCGCCCCUCCUGCCACCAUGCAAAUGUUCAAUGCUAAUACUGGUGGAACAGCCGCCGGGAGCUAUUCUAAUCAACAAAGCUUGUAGGUCAGUUAUUGGUGUUGUACAUUUAACAAUGUUACAUUUUGUGCCUUUUAUUUUAAAAAAAAAAAUCUAAAUGGGGCCUUGCAUGAUUGUCUUUUUGGCACCGUGUUACUUCAAAAAUCUGCGGCUGGAACGAAGUCCUACUGUGAUGAAAGUUACUGAGAAAUAGAGAACGCACAUGUUUGAGCU